Molecule: messenger RNA, 994 nt
Organism: Mercenaria mercenaria
Lineage: Eukaryota; Metazoa; Mollusca; Bivalvia; Venerida; Veneridae
Exons: 2
Coding region: 193-633 (146 amino acids)
Source: RefSeq, a predicted model, not a curated record
AAUGCCAUUUGUACUUAAAAUAAUCGGAAACAGUUGUCUCCCUUUGAAAAUGAAUGCCAUUUGUAAAGAAAUAAAGAUAAACAAUUGCUGAAAACUGUGUUCCACCUUGUUAUGCGAAAUUUCACCACUCGCACGCUAUUGCAAAUGCAUCAAAACGAACAUGUGUAACUGUUCUUUGAAAAUGGCCAACGUAUGUUGUGUUCAGUAUGUGUAAAGCACCAGAGAAGGCCAAAGAAGUGUGUUCCUGGUAGAGCUGAGUGGGUUGACAUUCCAUGUACCUCAAUAAGGCGAUCAUCUUUAGUAUUUCAUAAGGACUCAGACUCACACAAGAAAGCAUUGGUAUUUGACGUUGCGGAAGCAAAAACAGAUGGUGUGAUCGAGGCUUGUUUUGUGAGGGAAGAACAUGUGAACCGUGAGGCAAUGACAGCAUCUAUGACACUGCUUUACUUUCCGUGUAAGGAGGAAAUUCCCCACACCACCAAACACAAACCUUUAGUUGAUGUAGCUAAGACAUUAGGAGUGGAUGUUCUAAAUAGUUUGGAGAAAGGGGAUAAUGCCAAGUACACAAAAUUGAUAAGUUUAUGUUGUCAUUCAGCAAAUAAAUUCCACAGGAAUAGAAGACUGAAACUUUAAUGUGCAGUGCUAAAAUUGUGUUGUUUUAUGUAAAAUAAAUAGUGAACAUUUUCAGAAACUUAUAUAACUGGAUAAGUUUACAUUGUCAUUCAGCAAAUAAACUCUAGUGGAAUUUUUUAUGACACAUUAUCUCUAUUUGUUCUUGUUGAGCAUGUAAAUGAUGCUUAUUAAACAUUGAAAAUAACACUGUGUUUUUCACUCUGAAAUGCACCAGAAUGCACCAAGAUGAGUUGUAGUAAUACAAAAUUUUCUGGGGGUGUCCCCCCAUACCCCCCCAGCAGGAGCGGGUACCCCUCCCGCACCUACCCCAUUGUUGUCCAUGCUCUUUUCAAAAAUACCCUUCAGCAACAUGCCUACAGAA